UUGAUUGUAAAUGUAAUGAGAUGGAGAUUGUCUUUUCAAGACGCCAUCUUAAAUAAAGUGAAAUAGAUAAGUUUUGGAAGUGUAGAAUACAAAAAAAAUCUAAAGUAAUCAGCUUAAUCGUUAAUCUAACGAUCAUAGCAAUUUUUAAAUAUAAAGAACUUAGUGAAUCGGACCAAGUUGGUGGUCAGUAAGAGGGUGUUCUCCUGAUGGUGUGUACAUCGCAGCAUGUCUGCACUCUCAACGCCGAGCGGCGGAGGCAAUACGGCGCAGAGCAAGCCGACGUCCGGCAAGCAAAAGUAUCAGAAAUUGGACAUCAAUAGUCUGUAUUGCGCCAAUAGGAAUGAAAAUUCAGAACCUUCAUCAGUAAAAUCACAACUUAGCCGUAAACAUGGAAUGCAAAGUCUUGGUAAAGUACCUUCAGCUAGACGUCCACCUGCUAACUUACCUUCUCUGAAGACUGAAACUGGACAAGAUCAAACUUCUAACGUAAUCUCUAGUGUAACUGCCACUGUCACUACAGCAGCAACAUGCACCCCACAAACAACAAGCACAACAAUGAGUGGUGUGAUUGCGGGCAGCGCCUCAACAGGAUGGGUGCCCCUACCACCCCCAUCAUCACCACACUUUCGUACAGAGUUCCCCUCAUUAGAAGCUGCAGCACAACCUUCACUCCGCUCUUCAGAUCACUCAUCACCACAACUGCAACUCAGACCACAAACGGAAGGCAGUUGGACGUCCGGUGGUACAGCCGGCGCUCGGCCGGAAACUACGUCGUCAACCGGCACCGCGCCGCCCGCACAGCAGACACCCGUCUACCGCGCCAUUCUCCCGUCCUUCCUGAUGAAAGGUAGCAAUGGUAGUGGGCUUGGUUUGGGAACAUUGACCACACUUCGUGACAAUAGAAGCAGUAUGAGUGGAAAUACUGGCCCCAAUAGUGGCAAUGCUGGACCUAGACCAGCCCCAAGGUCGUCGAAUACGUCUCGAGCUGCAGAUGUUCUUACGGCGAGACCUAUCCUUCGUGAUGAUCAAAUAUCUUCACUUGACGACAUAUCGCGUGAUGCUGGAUGGGCACAAAACGAUGAUAUAGAUUAUGACCAAAAAUUGGACUUUUCUGAUGGUGAAUCACCUGCACCUACUAAAGCAAACACAAAGAAUAAUAACAAUAACAGAGGCACAGCUGAGGUUGACCGAAUGGAUUCAAAAGUUCAAGAUCCAGGGGAUGAGGAUCAACUGUGGGCAGAAAGGAGACAGAAAAAUAAUAAUGAAGUAGCACAAGCUGUUGCUAGAGCGCGUCAACUCAAAGAGGAAGAACAAAGGCGUCAAAUGCGAGAUACAUCUGCGCCGCAACAGUCUUUCAAGGAUUCACGAGACAGAGGAGGGGAGAGAAAAGAUCGUGAAAGGAAUGACAAUAGAGAACUUGACUCUCGAGAAAAGGAUAGAGUUGAUAAUAGAGACAUUGAUCACAGAGAAAAAGAUCGAAUCGAACGAGACAGGGAUUUAAGAGAUAAGGAACACUCUGAUAAUAGAGACCGCAACCGUGUAGACAGGCAACACUUUGACAACAGGGACAGAGAUCGAGACCGUGAUCGACAGGUGGACAAUAGAAAUAGAAAUGAAAAUUGGGAUCGUCAAGAUGAUAAAGAAAGAGAUAUGCGGGACAGAGAUAGAGAUCGUAAUGAUAAUAGAGAUCGCGCCGACAACCGCGAUAGAGAUCGCAAUGAUAACAGGGACCGUUGCGAUAAUCGUGACCGGAAUGAUAAUCGCGACCGGAAUGAUAAUCGCGAUCGGAAUGAUAAUCGCGAUCGCAACGAUAAUCGUGACCGCAGCGAUAAUCGCGACCGCGCAGAUAAUCGCGAACGUACAGAGAAUCGCGAACGUACAGAUAAUCGCGAACGUACAGAUAAUCGCGAACGUACAGAUAAUCGCGAACGUACAGAUAAUCGCGAACGCACUGACAACCGCGAACGCACUGAUAAUCGGGACCGUACGGACAAUCGCGACCGUAAUGAGCGUGAAAGAUUUGAUCGCGAAAGAGAUCGUAAUGAUCGUGACCGCGAAAGAGAUAGAAACGAUCGUGAUUUCCGUGAUCGAGAAAGGGAUUAUGGACGUGAGCGUGACCAAAACAAUCAAGGAUUUGCUAAAGUAUACCAAGGGAACAUUCCUCCCCGAUUCUUAAGGCAGCAACAAAAUAGGCAACAGGAGGAGCAAACUAAGGGUUGGGCAUUUACAGGAAAACCGGCCCCGCGGCGACAGGAGCCUCCAUCAUAUAAUGCUCCUAGACACAAUGGACGACGUUCAUAUUCUAGAGAUUACUCAGAUCGUGAAGAUGAGGUUAGGAGGGAUAAAGAUGGACCUCAAUGGAGGUCGGAAAUGCAAGAUUAUGAAAGAUCUGGUAGAGACUUUGACAGAUCGUCUUCAAAAGAUUAUAGUGAAUAUAAGGACAAACGUAAUGAGACUGAUCGAAAGACUUUUGAAAGUUCAGUAGAAAGUAGCAGGACAGCAGCUGAUAAAUUAACUGAAGUUUUCGAAAGAAAAAGUAUGGGUCUUAUUGAACCUUUUGCCGCACCAGAUUCGUCUGCACUGAUAAGAAACACCGAGAGGCGGAUAAGUCCGCCUUCAAAUACAUCACAGAGAGAAUCAGUUGAAAAAGAUUUUGGAAAAACAUCGUGGGCAGAGGCUUCUCAACACGAGACAAGUAAUAAUGAGCCCCUCAAAACUUCCAUAGAGAAUGUUACUCAGAACAUUGAAAAUGAACCUAUAGUUAAAGAAGCUAAAUUUACAACAGACUUGAAUGAAAAGUCACAAUCUGUUCCUUUAGUACACACUCCUCAAAUCCAAAAUGUUACACAAGAUUCGAAUUUAAUUUGUAAUACUUUUGAUAAGAAUAUUAUAACAACACAACAACCUACAUUAAAUAAUUAUGCUAAUGUUCCUAAUACACACCACUAUGUUUCUAAUCUGCAAACUAAUAAUACUAACUCUCAUUCUUCCCUUCAAAAAUCCUUUCCUGAGAAUCAUUCUUUUGCUAAGUCUGUUCAAUCACCUCCCCCUAAUAAUGAAGUUCUACCAAUUACACCUUUGCUAGAACAAAACCUUACAUCUGAAGUUAUAUCUCAACUAAAUGUUAAACAGAGUAUACCAAAUACUGAAAAACAACAUAAUUUGGAGACAGAAUCUACCAUAUUCAUUUGUAAUGCUGAUGCCACAUCUAGCAAGGCGGCUGAUGCUCGACCUGUUGAAUGUGUUCAAGGAGAUUCACAUAAAGUAUUAAGCAUGGAUGAUACAAAGAACGAAAUAAUCAGUAGUGAACAUAAUAAAGUUUUGGGCAAAGAUCCAGUUGAAAGAAAAUCUAGUGGAUCUGGAUCUGAAAAAAAGAGUAGGGGUUUUGGAACCAGUGGUUAUAAUGUGUUUAAUAGAGGAUGGGGGCAAAGAGAAACCAGAGGACGGCGUUCGCAUCGCGCUUCUCGGUCAAACAACAGAGCUAGUGAGUCUGAUGGAUCAACUGACGCUGAUCGUAAAGAACGUCGAAGGGCGCCUAGAAGCCCUCGAGGCCCAAAAAAACAAGAAAGGGCUGACGAACUUAUUACACAACCCUCAGAACAGGGACAUACACCAAGUAGCACCUCAGAUGGUAUGGAAAACAGAGAACCAUUUGCGCCCCGUGGACAACCUUCCCGUCGCGGAAGAGGUGGUUUUCAAGGUACUUCACGACCACCUGCCCCAGCUAAGAGAGUCACAGGAUAUGGCCCACCAAAUACUAAGAGUCCAUUCAGUCAAGCAAAUAGAGUUAAGGAUAACGAAAAUGUUAAUGAAAAUAUCCCUGAAGAUAAGAGCAACAAUAAACAACACGCAAAUGCAUCAGGUAAAGGUCGUGAUAGACGUUCGAAAGGGCACAGUGGAGAGGACGAAAAUUGGGAAACUACUUCUGAACAUUCCGAAGGCGGUACAGGAAUACGCCGCUCUGUUUCUGGUAGACAGCCUGGACAAUCGCAAAGAGGACCAAAUCGAAAUCAGAACUUAGGAAACAGACAAAAUAAUGGCCGAACUUCACACGGUGCACCUAAAAGUGAAGGCUUAGGAGACAAAGGUGCUGAUCUAACAGAAGCUUUUAAAGAUAUAAAAAUUUCUACGGUCAACAAAGAAGAAGAUACUAUUGAUGAUGGAUUUCAAGAAGUGCGCAAUAAAAAGACCUCUAAAGACAUACGGGGUGCUUCAGGCAAUGCAAAAGAAGAAAACCAUUCAAAACAACGAUCGCGAUCUAACCAAGGUAGUGGGAGAAAUGGAUCGUCCACCCGAAAUUCUGUUGACAAAUCAAAUACUCGUGGAUCAGCACCAGUAUCUACUAAAACUAACGCACAAUAUGAUAGACCACGCACAGCAAAUUUACCACCACGGUUCGUUAAACAAAGACAAAAGCAACAAAUGGGUUUAGCAUCAAAUAGUUUUGCACCAGAUACUGGUGCUGCUCCACCACCCCCUUCAGUUAAUGCUUGGGACAAGCCUAUUGCACAGUCUUUACGCGGAGCUGUUGAAGAGCCUGUAGAACGUAUUGUAGAUAUGAAGUCAAAUCAAUCAAGUCAAAGGAGUACUCCAGCCGAUACAACAGCAACAGAAGUAUGUAAGAAUAUAGCAGGACCAGCAGUAAAUGUUCCUGAAUCUACUGGUGUAUUGGAUGGUUCAACACCACCGGUAGAAACAAUUAUUUUUGAAAACACUAAUUAUAAAACUCCUCCUGCAGAAGCAUUAAAGUCAAAAUAUCAGCCAAGUGCAAAUUCCGUAAAAUCUCAUGAAGAAGUCUCAAGUGAGAUAGAUUCAAGAGCUCUUCAAUAUAAUGGCGACGUUCGGUCCCGACCACGAUCCAUUCAGGAAAUAAUUGAUUCAGGGAGGCCAGUUUCUGAGGCAGAAGGUACAUUAGGUAUUCCAAUGUCAUUUGAGACUUCGCAGAAAUCAGAAGACUCUUCAGAUAUGAAAUUGGAUUUCGCAUUUGACUCGGAUCUUGGACAGCUCACAGAAGACAAAUCUGCCAAAUCUCUUGGCUUGCCUCGCGGUGUGCAUAUGAGCACUUCAAAUACUAUUUCUCCAUUGGCAGCAGAUCUUAAUCAAAAAAUUGCCAGUGUGAAAAAAGUAUGGGAGAUGCCAGCAGUUGUGGAAGGUAGUGAGGAGUUACCGUUUGCUGGAUUUGAAGAAAACAAUACCGACACAGGAGCUCCACCAAAUGUUUGCAAAGUAAAGCCAACACAACAGCUUCAGUCACCGCCACCUCAACAUUACAACCAUGUUAGCUACCAAGGAGGUUAUGGUGGCUUGUCAGUUCCCUCUCCACCUGCCGUUUUGUUUAACUCCACUCAACAAAUACUGGGUUCGUCGCAACAACUGCAACAACAAGGUGGUUUAUACGGACCUUUCCUAGACCAGACCAGAGGCCAAUUCGGUGGGUUUCCUGCGACACCCUACGGCGCUGGGUCAGCAACCCCAUAUAACUACCAACCACCACCAGACAUGUUUCAGAGCCUUCCAAAUCAAUACCGAAUGGCAGCAGCGGGUGGUGGGGCAGCGUUUGGACAAUCAGGACAGGUGGGCAAUAGUCCCAGCACAGUUCUUAUAUCAAGUACGUCUAACUCUCUGAUGUCGGCGACUGUCAAGCCGUCCACGCAGCAGAUCGGUGCAAUCGGCAGCAAGGGCGGCGGGGUCGGCGUGGGCGUGUCCUCGUUCCAACAGUUCGUGGGCUACCCGGGCGGGGUGGGCGAGUCGUUCUCGGGCGGCCUGCUGCCGCGGCCCGCGCCCUCCUCCAGCCAGUACUACUCGCCCUACCAGCCGCUCCAGUUCCCGCAGCCGGCGCAAUCCAACGCCUUCGGCUCGCAGUUCCUCUCGUCGCAGCUCCAGAUGGCUGCAGCUGUCCAACAGAUGCAACAGCAACAGUACCGUGCGCCACCCUUGCAGCAACAGUUCGCGCCGCAGCCUCGUCCACCACCACAGCAGCAACUUAAAUCGCCGCUUCACGAGCACGCUAACGGGUUCGCGCCGCUCUGCGACUCCGCCUCGCCCACGCCCAAGGGAGCAGGAAAGCCAAAGGCUCCACACUCGCCGCCGCAGCAUAAGUACCACGCACCUCCGCCGCACCCGCCGCCCGCGCACACGCCGCACCAACACCAGCAGCAUCAACAUCACCAGCAACAACAACAACACCAGCAACAACAACACCAGCAACAACAACACCAGCAACAACAACAACAACACCAGCAACAGCACCAUCAGCAACAACAACACCAGCAACAGCACCAUCAACAACAGCACCAUCAGCAUCAACAGCAGCAACUAGUGGGCGGCACCAGCGCGCGGGCGGGCGGGGCUGCGGGCCGGCUGGGUCCGCCGCGGUACCCCGCGCCCAUCCAGCGGCCGCACGCGCCCGCGCCGCUGCUGUUCCGGCCCGUGCACGCGCACCCCGCACACCCCGCGCACCCCGCGCGCGCGCUCUACUACCACCAGCCGCGUAUUUGAACUAAGAACCACAUUUGGAUGUAUAGAUGGCGGUGGAGGCAACGAUCGCGUGAGCGACGCAGGCGAGACGCCCGGACACGUGGAUGAGGUGAUGGAGGCGCCCGCGAGUGACGUGUCCGCGCCCGCAGAAGUGAAGGCCGAGUGAUGUCACGCUCGAGCUUCACGCAUAAGUGACAUGAUUUACUGAUUGACCUUCCAAAAGUGCUCGGUUAAUCUGCAUACAACUAUAAUCGGAUACUAAAUAAUUGCAUUAAAGAAGCUGAACUUUGUGUGGAAUAUGACUUCGCAAAUGUAAAGUUGAAUGGUGAGCAAUUGGAAAUGGAUUGUAUUCCUAAAACGUCAUCGGUCCCUUGCGGCAGACCGUCCGGAUCCUGACAUGCACGCAACCGCUUCGAAGCGGCGCCGUGUCUAUAUUUCGGUUCUCGGUAUUAUAGGUCGUAAAUUAUGAAGUGAUUAUUAUUUAAGGACGAAAUUGGUGUCGCGACCGGACUGUUUGUAUGUAAAUAUCGGACGGACAUCCGGGUGUCUAUUUGACUGUUAUUAUUUAAGUAUAUGUAAUACACAAAGGUUGGCAGCUUUGCGUGCGCGCUAGCGACGCUGCCUCGGACAUCUCACUAGUAAAUAUGUAGCCACGGUUUUGCAUUACGAAUUACGAUGCAAUUAUAAUAAAUAAUAUGCAGGCGUGCGCACACAAGUGCGGCAAAUACACUGCCGAAGUUGUGCUUAAUCCGUCUCUGUACAAAAGUAACGCCACAGAUUCAGUUGAGUGUAAACGUUUACUUAACUGGCUGUAUACACUGCGACACACCGUAGAUGGAAGAUUAACACUAGAUUCGCUGUGAGCUUAUGUAAAUGAGAUAGCGAUAGUCUUUGACGUGUGUACACAACAGUACAACGUAAUAGACAACAACGUCUCAUAUUUAAAUAAUAAAUGAAUUCACACCAAAUCACUCAACUACGAAUUAAAUCAGAAUUUAUUAAAUAAAAAUUUAAAUUAAAUAGUAUUGCACUACGGCAGUAAUUGUUUGUUGAGAGCCGCUGAACUAGGUCCAAACAAAAAAAUUGCAUACGCAAAAAAGAUAGCAGAUAUUGUUGUGUAUCUCGAUUACUCUCAAUAGCAAUGUAAUUGUGUCUCUCACAUUAUUGUUGUUUUAGUGACGCAUCUAUUGUUCAUCUUCUAUCUGCGCGACACACGAACGGUUCUUUCCGAUCGUUGAAACUUCGAUCGUGUAUUUGCCACAGAUGCGGCGCUUACCUAAUAAUUAUUGGGAGCAAAAAUGACCCAGAGCGGCCAGUGCCAUCGCACCGGCGCGCUGUGAGCUCCAUGUAUCAUAAUCAAUUAUUAUAUGCGAAUAAAACUAUUAUGACAGA
Molecule: messenger RNA, 7869 nt
Organism: Leptidea sinapis
Lineage: Eukaryota; Metazoa; Arthropoda; Insecta; Lepidoptera; Pieridae
Gene: nocte
Product: protein split ends-like
Exons: 15
Coding region: 226-6498 (2090 amino acids)
Biological process (GO): cell differentiation
Source: RefSeq, a predicted model, not a curated record